Molecule: messenger RNA, 1496 nt
Organism: Owenia fusiformis
Lineage: Eukaryota; Metazoa; Annelida; Polychaeta; Sabellida; Oweniidae
Source: the annotation of a GenBank genome assembly
GAAUUACUUAUUUGGAACAAUUGCUGACAUAUUAGCAGGAGGGAAACUAACAAGCGUGAAGAGAAAACAAUUAAGUAGUAUGAUAAAAUGCUUGACAAACUAAACAUCGAAUAAAUAAAAAAGUUACUUAUAUAAAGGAAUCAUAUUAAAUCAACGGAAAACGUAUUGAAAAAGUGUUUGAUAUUAAUAUUGACACUUCGUCGCUGCAUUUUUGAAAUAGGACUUCGUUAGUCUAGUCAGACAACCAUGGAGAGGAACAUCCGUCUGGAAAUGCGUAUCUGACCGAUUGAGCCAGCAACUGAAAAAUGGUCAACACUUCUUAUACACUGGAUGCCCUCUCGAUUAAUAUGACAACCGCUUGGACCAACAUUUCCAGUUCUCCAGAAACAAUACCAAGUCCUGAUCAAAGAUAUCCACAUCACGAGCUUUUGGAAAUAUUUAUACCAUCUGCAUUAUUAAUUGACCGAGUUGCCACGCCAAUAUUUUAUGUAAUAGGAGCUAUUGGGAAUACGCUCUCGGCAAAAGUAUGGCUAGAAAAACGAAUAAGGAGCAACAACUCUUCAGCCAUCUAUUUAGCAACAUUGGCAAUAUCUGAUUUACUGUUUCUCAUGUUGCAUAUCCUAGUGGAUCUGAAAUAUGCGUGGGGGUUUCAUCCUCUUAAAUACCCCGUGUUAUGUGAAGUAUUCUUCGUUUUGUAUCUUGUUCCUCAGUACCUCUCACCGUUAUUGGUGUUGGGCUUCACAAUUGAACGCUACAUAGCUGUAUGUCAUCCUUUCAAAAAGGAACGAUACUGUACACCUCGGACUGCCCUAAAGGCUAUUGUCUGCCUGGUUGUUUUCAGCGUUCUCCUCUGCGUUGUUCAAGCCUGGUUCUGGACGUACUCUGACGGAGCGUGUGUCGUCAGGCCCGAGGCUGUUGUCGGCCAUAAUAGUAGUAUUUGGUCUAUCUGGACAUGGAGCACUGAAAUUAUUAUAUUCAUGCUAGUACCUCUGACAAUUCUUUUAUUCAAUAUUUUAGUCAUAAAGGAGAUAAAACGUUUGAAAAAUAUGGAUUUAAUUUAUCACCAAGAUAACCAUAAACAUUGGGCUGCCACAACUGUGAUGCUCCUCUCUGUCUCAUUCUAUGUGAUCUUCACUACUCUCCCAGCCACUUUGGUUUACUCAAUGACCUACGUAUUACCAGAAAGGACAAAAAAUCUGACAGAUGCCCAAAUAAGGACAGACUCCUCGUGGCAAGGUUAUUUCAGUUAUCUCAUGAUUCGAAAGAUUGUAGAAGAGAUUUGUCUGUCACAUUACGCCUGUAACAUAUUCAUCUAUCUCGUUACAGGAGUACAAUUCAGGAAGGCUUUAGUCAACAAUAUAAGAUAUGUUUUGAAUACGUUGAAAGGAAUGAAGCGGGUGAAGAACUAUCAGCAAGUCCCAGACAAGGGAGACAAUGAUAAGAAACAAACGAUGACAUCUACGGAAAUAAUGACUACAUGCAUGGCCGUAAAUUAA